AUGUUGUAUUUCUUUCUUCAGAGAGGCAACCAUGCAACUGACUGGCUUCCUUUGCGUGGUACUCUGGUCUGUCAGUGCUGUUGUACUGGCUGAUCAUCACCAGCCAUGCCGUCCUCCUCCACAAAUGCACGGAACUCUGUGGGUGACCGCGUCUAAAGGGGCCCCUUCUUCUGUUGGGGAAUUCAACUACGACUCCCAAGCCAAAAAACUCCACUUCAAAGAUGACGAGCUCCACGUCAACAAAACUGACCACCUGGAGAUGCUGAUUUUCUUUGAAGAGGGCUACUUCUUUGACAUUGACAGUCACAACCAGACAUGUCACAAAAAGCCCCUUCAGUCAACUUACCACUGUCUGGAUAUACCUGCCAAUGCCACCCACGUGACGGAAGCCUACCUGGGCAGCGAGUUUGUUGGGGAUCAGGGCGUUCGCAUGAGGAAGUGGAGGAAGAGAGUCCCUGAGUUAGAAGGGGUUGUGACGGUGGCCACCACGUCCUGUGGCUGUCUCACACUGUCUGCUACCCUGUUUACAGACUCCAACGAUGUCCUGGUGUUCAAUUUUCUUGAUGUGGAGACAGAGGUGAAGAACCCAAAGGUCUUUGUGCCUCCCGCCUUCUGUGAUGGGGUGGCCAUGGAGGAAGAAGCUGACACCUUCUUUGGUCUGUUUCACUGAGAUAGUGAAAUGCCUGAUUGACCGUCACCAGCAAAAUCUCAAUUGUCUCAACAAAUGUUAGGGCCUUUACUUUGGAUACACUCCUUGUGUAGAUCUUAGUUGUUUUAAUGUUCCUGGAAACAAAAUAAAAUUCUUUCUUGAAAAAAAAAA
Molecule: messenger RNA, 820 nt
Organism: Alosa alosa (allis shad)
Lineage: Eukaryota; Metazoa; Chordata; Actinopteri; Clupeiformes; Clupeidae
Product: ependymin
Exons: 6
Coding region: 32-670 (212 amino acids)
Biological process (GO): cell-matrix adhesion
Cellular component (GO): lysosome; extracellular region
Molecular function (GO): calcium ion binding
Source: RefSeq, a predicted model, not a curated record